Molecule: messenger RNA, 1232 nt
Organism: Penicillium antarcticum
Lineage: Eukaryota; Fungi; Ascomycota; Eurotiomycetes; Eurotiales; Aspergillaceae
Product: 40S ribosomal eS6 domain-containing protein
Exons: 5
Coding region: 1-894 (297 amino acids)
Biological process (GO): translation
Cellular component (GO): ribosome
Molecular function (GO): structural constituent of ribosome
Source: RefSeq, a predicted model, not a curated record
AUGACCAGCAAGCGACACAAGCCCUAUACCCACGUGACUGUACUUCUACACGUGACCCGCCCACAAUCGCUCGCUAAAGCCGCCGAACUAAAAAAAUCCACAAUACAGAUCCCUUCGACGACAACCUCAUCCGUCGACAAACACCCGCGCUACCGUCUUGACCGCGCCGCCUCCGUCAAGAUGAAGCUCAACAUCUCCUUCCCGGCCAAUGGGUCGCAGAAAAUCAUCGAGAUCGACGAUGAGCGCAAGCUCCGUCCCUUCAUGGAGAAGCGCAUGGGCACCGAAGUUGCCGGCGAUGCUCUCGGCGAUGAGUUCAAGGGUUACCUCUUCAAGAUUACCGGUGGUAACGACAAGCAGGGUUUCCCUAUGAAGCAGGGUGUUCUCCUUCCCACCCGUACCCGUCUGCUCCUCGCCGACGGCCACAGCUGCUACCGCCCCCGCCGUACCGGUGAGCGCAAGCGCAAGUCCGUCCGUGGUGCCAUCACCGGUCAGGACCUUGCCGUCCUUGCUCUCUCCAUCGUCAAGCAGGGCGAGGGCGAGCUCCCCGGCCUGACCGACACCGUUGUCCCCAAGCGUCUCGGCCCCAAGCGUGCCACCAAGAUCCGUCGCUUCUUCGGUCUCGACAAGAAGGACGACGUCCGCAAGUUCGUCAUCCGCCGUACCGUCACCAAGGAGGGCAAGCAGGACUACACCAAGGCCCCCAAGAUCCAGCGUCUGGUUACUCCCCAGCGUCUCCAGCGCAAGCGCCAACGCGUUGCCAUCAAGCGCCGCCGCGCUGAGGCUGCCCGCGAUGCUGCCAACGACUACGCCAAGCUCCUUGCCGGCCGUGUCCACGAGGAGAAGGCCAAGCGUGACGAGCUCCGCAAGCGGAGGGCUUCCUCCAUGCGGAAGUAAACUUCCACACCCGCGGUUUUAUGAUUUCGUUCUGCGGCGAUGGGGUUUAAUGGAGGAGCUUCACGUCUCUGGGAUGAUAUGAGGGAGAUUCACAAAAAACGAAGUCACUCUCAGGGGCGCGAAGGUGACAUGUCUGAUAAAAAGAAAAGGGACACAAAAGAGACGGGGAACAGGUUUCAAAACGUACAAAGCAGGCGAAUGAUUGAUACUCCCUUGUGUUUGGCUACGGUGAUUUCGGGCCUCGGGAGUGGCGAUGCAAUAUCUGUGUUGAACCUACCUUUUUUGACAACCCUUUUUCUUUGAAUGGAGUGCAUGCAAAUUUCAAUAUCUGUUCUGUC